AUGGUACUACAGGAGGCAUCAUUGGGUGAAUACCCAAUCUACUAUGGAGGAGUGACCCCUGAGGUGAAGGAGCAGGCAGAACUCAUCAGCCAGAAGGGCAAUUACAGAGUGCUUGUGCCAGACCUGUACAAGGGCAAAAUCGGCGUCAACGCUGAAGAAGCAAAGCACCUGGCGUCUGAAUUAGACUACGAAUCAGCCAUUGAGGGCUUGAAGCAGUCUGCCGAAUGGCUGCGCGCCAAUGGAGCCACCAAGGUUGGGGUGACUGGAUUCUGCCAGGGAGGCUCCCUCGCCCUGCUGGCGGCUGAGUAUGCUGGCGUGGACGCAGCUGCACCUUUCUAUGGCAUUCCUAACAGCUACCCCAGCCAUCCCGAGAAGAUCAAGGUGCCUGUGCAAGCGCAUGUGGGUGACCAGGACAACUUCUUCCCAGAGGAGGACGUGAGGAAGUUUGUGGACGAGAUAAAGGCGGCAGGUGGAGAUGCGGUGUUGUAUGUCUACCCGGGAGAGGGCCACGCCUUCAUGAACGCACAGAGUGACAGCAUCGAGCGCAUGAAGACUGCAGGCAUUCCUGUGGGCAAGAGGGAGACUCAGGAGCUGGCCUGGUCCAGGCUCAUGGACUUCUUCAAAAAACACUUGGGCUGA
Messenger RNA from Coccomyxa subellipsoidea C-169, 639 nucleotides. Its product is annotated as alpha/beta-hydrolase. The record is from RefSeq and is a predicted model, not a curated record. Lineage: Eukaryota; Viridiplantae; Chlorophyta; Trebouxiophyceae; Coccomyxaceae. The transcript is spliced from 7 exons. Gene Ontology annotation, molecular function: hydrolase activity. The coding region runs from base 1 to 639 and encodes 212 amino acids.